Ambispora gerdemannii is the source of this 1254-nucleotide messenger RNA. The record is from the annotation of a GenBank genome assembly. NCBI's taxonomy places the organism in Eukaryota, Fungi, Glomeromycota, Glomeromycetes, Archaeosporales, Ambisporaceae.
AUGGGCGAUUUAUAUGACAAGGAAAUCCAAUAUCUGGAAAAUACUCAUAGAAGAUUAGGCAAAGUUCUACAAGCGCGUCAAAAACGGCGUCGUUUGCAACUAAAUUCUGCUUUACAUUCAACAGACAUUUUUAUUACUAAUUAUGAAAAUAACCACCAAGGAAAUAAAAGUUCUCUUGCGAAUUCUGAUACUACCGCUACAAAGAAGAAGCAGCCUCAAAACAGUUUACCUCGUUCUAGCAUCGAUGGUGUCUUUUUUGGAGAGUCUAAGAGUAAACGAAGAUUGAGUUCUCGUACAAAUGCUAGCGAACAAGAGCAGGAUACGGAAUUAUCGCAACGAUUUGAUGAAUAUCCAAAAUUAAAAGAAUUAACUAAGAUGAAAAAUGCAUUAGUUGCCAAUAGAGCAACGCCACCAACUUAUCUAAAGGCUGAUCUAAGAACAUUCGAGUUAAAGUCAUUGGGAACAAAAUUUGAUGUCAUUCUAAUUGAUCCUCCAUUAGAAGAGUUAGAUGUAGCUGCCACACCUUCGUUUAUUUUCAUCUGGUCCGGCGAUUCUGAUGGUUUAGAUCGUGGACGUCAGUUACUACUCAAAUGGGGAUAUCGAAGGUGUGAAGAUAUUGUUUGGAUAAAAACCAAUAAGAAAUGGGAGGGAAGUCGUUUUAUUGAACCAAGAUCAGUAUUUCAGCGUACAAAAGAACAUUGUAUAAUGGGUAUUAAGGGGACAGUUCGUCGAAGUACAGACGGACAUUUUAUUCAUUGUAACGUUGAUACAGAUGUCAUUAUAUCCGAGGAACCGCCAUACGGAAUAGGCACAGCCAAACCCGAGGAAUUAUAUCACAUAAUAGAACAUUUUUGUCUUGGACGUAGAAGACUUGAAUUAUUCGGGGAGGAUCAUAAUAUUCGUCCUGGUUGGUUGACUAUUGGAAUGGGAUUAUCAAGCUCAAAUUUCGAUCCUGUUCGAUAUGCGAAUUAUUUCACAGAGCCAAGUGGAUAUUUGUUGGGUUCAACGGCUGAAAUUGAAGCUUUACGACCUAAAUCUCCACCUCCCAGAGACAACACAUCAACACCCAAAGUAGGUAGCGGCGGUAGCGGGGGAGGCGCAGGAGGUGGGCAACAAGGAACAAACUUGAAACCAAAACUAAAGAAACCCGCCCAGAAUGUUCUUCCUGUUCCGCCGAUUCCUCAGUUUCCGCAACAUCGGUGGGUUCCAAUGGAAGGAAAUUUGUAUGCUCAAAAUCAACCAUAUGAAUGGUAA